Paramecium sonneborni is the source of this 1445-nucleotide messenger RNA. NCBI's taxonomy places the organism in Eukaryota, Ciliophora, Oligohymenophorea, Peniculida, Parameciidae. The record is from the annotation of a GenBank genome assembly.
AUGGAAACUCUAAAAAUUUUCAUAGGAAAAUUCAAAAUACAUUUUCUGAUCAAGAUUUUUGCAAUGUUAUGCAUACCUAGCUUCAUUAUGAUCUAUUUAAUAUUCUUUCCAAUAACAUUACCAGUUUCUAUUUUGUUAUGCCUAAAUUAUAAAUUUCAAGUAUUGUGAUUCACAUUGUAGAUAAAAUAACUUCUAAAAAAGUAGUUAAAAACUGCAUACAAUCUUCCAUUACAAGGUCUUAAUUACUCAUUAUAAUCUGCAUAUCAAUACAUAUUUGAUGAAGUAAUUGAUCUAAUAUAUCAAUUUAGCCACUAUUUAUAUUAAUAAAGGCAAUCCAAGAAAUAAUGUUGCCUUUUUGCCCAAUUGUUAAAAUAGUGAGAUUCAUACACGCUAAUUUAUAUUAUUUAUCAAAUUUGAAAUUGAUAAAGGUUUUAAUUAAACUUCUUACUCCAUAUUGGCAAUUUAUUAUCAAUAUCAUUAAACAAAACAUAUUUUGGGUAUAUUUGUUAAACAUUUUAGAAAGUAGGUGUUUAUUUUUAUAUCAAUUAUAUAAUUCCAUUAUAGGUGCGUAUGGAAAUAGAUAACUUUAUAAUAAAUGUUGAGGAAAAAAUAGUAAAUAUUCCAAUAUAUGAUCAGUUGUUUAUAAUAUUCUAGUAUAUAAUAUUAUUAUAUAAUUAGACAUUCCAUCAUGAAUGAGUCAAACAAAAUGAUUUAAAGCUAAAAAUCAGAUUAAGAACUUAAUAAAUAAAGAAUUUAAUUAAAUUAAAAUGCAAUUACUUAAUUUUGGAAAAUUAAGUCUCUAAAAGAGAAAGUAAUUUUAGAACUAGAGUGUGAAAAUGCAGCUGGUUUAUCUUAUAUAGCAGAAACUUAUGGUCCUAAAAAAUGUCUAGGAGUUGUUUCAUCAGAAAUUCAGAUAUAAAAAAAUAAGAAUACUUAUUAAUAAUAAACUAAUUUAACAUUUGAGAAUUUACUUCCUAAUGAUUUAGGAUCAAUUGAAUUAAUAAAUGAUGUCAAUAUUAUUAUUGGGAUUGAGUUAAAAAAAAAACUUGACUUAAAAAAUGUUGAUUUUAAAAGGUUUGAAUUAAAAGAUAUUUAGAUAUUUGGAAACAGCAAUUAAUUUAUUGAUUGAAGAAGGUUAUUUAAUUAUUUCUGAUCUUGACAGUUAAUAAAACAUUUAUUAGAUAGAGAACAAUUUAAAUAUAGAUGGAUUAAGAUUGAUUGAUAAGCAUGAUUUAACUUUAGAGUUAUGUUCAGCGAUUAAAUUUUAAAUAGCCUAUAUUUAAUAAUAGACAAAAGAUUAUGGUGAAUGGAGUAAAAUAUAUCUUUAAUCAUUAGUUUUAAAUUGUGUAGGCAAAAAAUUAAAACAUUAUAAAUAAACAUAAAAAUAAUUAGAAGAUAGAGAACUAUUAUAUAUGGUUUAUAUAUUGAAAAAGUAGAAUGUUUGA